AUGGCGCCCUAUCCUUUCCAGCAGAAGCCACUUCACCUCCCGCACAGCAGCAAGCCAGCAACUCCAAUUCACGACCGUCUUGGGCAUGGAGAUCCGAGGGCCGACGCUGUGUCGGCCUCGCUCCGGCAAGGAGCCCCGACGGAUGCCCGCGGCCUCCGGGCGCUCAUCAAGGCGGUGUCCGCGUCCUCCUCCGCGGCGGCGGUGCACGCUCACGCCGCCAAGCUGGGGCUGGACCGCGAGCGCACCGUCCGCAACAGCCUCAUCGCGCUCUACCUCGCGCGCGGCGACCGCGCCGCCGCGGGGGCCCUGUUCCAGGGGUUCCCGGAUGGCCGGGACGUGGUUUCCUGGACGGCCAUGGUGACCGGCCACGCGCGGCUGGGGUUCUCCGACGACGCCGUGGCGCUGUUCCUAGAGAUGGCGGACGGCGACUGCGGCGUGGCCGUGGACGCGGUGGCAGCCGCCGCGGGGUUCGCGGCCUGCGCGGAGGUGAGGGACCUCGCGCUCGCCAGGGAGGCGCACCGGCGCGUCACGGCACGGCCGGUCGAGCUCGACGUCGUCGCGUGGAACGCGCUGGUGGACAUGUACGCCAAGUGCGGCGACGUGGCGGCGGCGCACAGAUGGUUCAGGGCGAUGCCGGCGAACAAGACCGUCGUGUCAUGGAACACGAUGAUCUCGGCGUUCGCCCGCGCCGGCGAGCACGGCGAGGCGCUGGCCCUGUUCCGGGAGAUGCAGCGCGCGGGGGUGCACCCGGACGACGCGACGCUCGUCGCCGUCCUCGGAGCGCUCGACACCGGGCGGUGGGUGCACGCGUACAUGCGCAGGCGGCUGGGGCGCCGCGAGGCCGACGGCGUCGUCGGCAACGCCCUGCUCGACAUGUACGCCAAGUGCGGCGCGGUCGACCAAGCCGUGGCGGUGUUCGACGGCAUGGCGCGGCGCGACGUGUACACGUACGCGUCCAUGAUCCUGGGGCUCGCGACGCACGGCCGUGCCGAGGACGCCCUGGCGCUGUUCGCGGCCAUGCGGCGCGCCGGCGACGGGCUCCGGCACCUGAGCGACAUGGCGCGGUGCCACGGCGUGACGCCGGGCAUCGAGCACUACGGCUGCGCCGUCGACAUGCUCGGCCGCGCGGGGAGGCUGGACGAGGCGGAGGCGCUCGUGGCGGCGAUGCCCGUGCCGCCCGACGCGCUCGUCCGGGGCUCCCUCCUCGCGGCCUGCCGGGCGCGCGGCGACGUCGAGCGAGCCGAGCGGCUGAUGCGGUGCAUGAACGACGACGACGGCGACUCCAGGGACUACGUGCUCAUGUCCAACAUGUACGCCUCCAGGGGACGGCACGGCCGAGCGGUGCGGGUGAGGAAGAAGAUGAGGAGGAGCAAUCUGAUCAAGGAACCCGGGUGCAGCGCCAUCGAGAUCGACGGCGUCGUGCACGAGUUCCAGGCUGUUCCGGCCAACUCCAUCACGUGA
Panicum virgatum (switchgrass) is the source of this 1461-nucleotide messenger RNA. Its product is annotated as pentatricopeptide repeat-containing protein At1g08070, chloroplastic-like. The coding region runs from base 1 to 1461 and encodes 486 amino acids. Gene Ontology annotation, biological process: RNA modification. The record is from RefSeq and is a predicted model, not a curated record. Lineage: Eukaryota; Viridiplantae; Streptophyta; Magnoliopsida; Poales; Poaceae. Gene Ontology annotation, molecular function: RNA binding; protein binding. The transcript is spliced from 2 exons.